Condylura cristata (star-nosed mole) is the source of this 948-nucleotide messenger RNA. Its product is annotated as olfactory receptor 12-like. Gene Ontology annotation, molecular function: olfactory receptor activity; odorant binding; G protein-coupled receptor activity. Bases 1 to 948 code for a protein of 315 amino acids. NCBI's taxonomy places the organism in Eukaryota, Metazoa, Chordata, Mammalia, Eulipotyphla, Talpidae. The record is from RefSeq and is a predicted model, not a curated record. Gene Ontology annotation, biological process: sensory perception of smell; G protein-coupled receptor signaling pathway. Gene Ontology annotation, cellular component: membrane. The transcript has a single exon.
AUGAGGAGUGCACUCACUAGGAAUUACUCAGAGACGACUGAGUUUAUUCUGCUGGGAUUCAAGACAUCGCCAGAAGUGCAAAUCCUGUUAUUUUUACUCUUCUUGCUUAUCUAUAUGGUCAUUGUGGUAGGAAAUAUCAGCAUGCUCAUUGUGAUUAAGGGGGACUCCAGACUGCACACACCUAUGUAUUUCUUUCUCAGAAAUUUGUCUUUCUUAGACAUCUGUUACUCUACAGUCAUUGCUCCCAAGACCCUGGCUACUUUCUUGUCGAAGGAAAAGAAAAUUUCUUACAAUGGUUGUGCAACACAGUUCUUUUUCUUUGCUCUCUUUGUGGGGACCGAAGGCUUCCUCCUGGCCGUGAUGGCGUAUGACCGCUUCUCCGCCAUUUGCUCGCCUUUCCUCUACGCUGCGCGCAUGUCUCAGCCGGCCUGCACGCAUCUGGUCCUUGGCUCCUAUGUCUGCGGCUGCAUCAACUCUAUGAUACAAACGGGUUUCACCUUCAGUCUGCGAUUCUGUGGAGAGAACAGAUUAGACCACUUCUUCUGCGAUGUGCCAGCCCUGAUCAAGAUCUCGUGUGUGGACACCUUUGUGAAUGAGAUCGUGCUGUUCAUCCUCUCGGCUCUCAUCAUCAUCAGCACCACCACCGUCAUUCUGGUUUCCUAUGCUUACAUCCUCUCCACUGUCCUGAAGAUCCCGUCCCUCAGCGGCCGCAGUAAGGCUUUCUCCACCUGCAGCUCUCACAUCACUGUGGUGAGUUUGUUUUAUGGGACUGUGUUCUUCAUGUACGCCCAGCCGGGGGCCAUCUCUUCACCAGAAAAAAGUAAGGUUAUAGCUGUGUUCUACACGCUCGUCAUCCCUAUGUUAAAUCCUUUGAUUUAUAGUCUAAGGAAUAGGGAGGUGAAAAACGCUGUAAAAAAGAUAUUGUUGAGAAAAACCUCUUUUCAUUGA